Sclerotinia trifoliorum is the source of this 3598-nucleotide messenger RNA. The record is from the annotation of a GenBank genome assembly. NCBI's taxonomy places the organism in Eukaryota, Fungi, Ascomycota, Leotiomycetes, Helotiales, Sclerotiniaceae.
AAGCCUUUCCGGCAGAGCGUCCUUUCCAGACCUCGACCACACGAGUUUUGUGAGGUUUGGCUUGUAUCAGGAACGACGCUGGCAUGGGUCCAACAACGACAUCCCGAUCCCGGGCAGGGCUGCAAACCACGACAGGCGUCCCUCGACCUUUUCAAGUAUUUUCCUCUCUUAUACCUCAUGGAUCUCUGCACUGCCCCUCUUCCACCUUUUUCGCGUUCGUCCCAAUCGCAUCUCUUCCUGUUCUAUUUGACCAGUCACUCCUUGAAGGUCUUUUUAAUUUCGCUUUUUGCUCAUCUAUAUACUGGGAGCUGGCUCUCAUCUACUCUAACCCAGGCUACGUCGAUCACCAAACGAGUUUGUUUCUAUAUUACUUUUUCCUAAGUGCAUAGCUCAACUCAUCACACUCAUUUCCGCUGCCCGACACUAUCUACCUGCAGGCACAAAGUAACCAUACCCACAUAUCCUCAUCGUGAGGCAUCGCUGUUUAAUUUCGUUCCACCGGAAACUUUACGCAUUCCCUACGUAUACAUAUCAGAGUUGCGCAUCCCCCGGAUCUUAUCAUAUCUGGUAAAGUUACAUACAAAUCCUUAUAAUCCUUCCCGGACAUACAUCGACCUUACCGACCCCCCGGAUCGGUGGAUCAUUAUAUAUUACUUUUUCUUUUCCAUAACUAUCCACCGCUGACGACGAUCCUGUUAAGUCAAUCGGCCAUUAACUAUAAUUAAUUGAACCUGAUCCGCGGUCAUGGGUUCCAUUCAAACGCAAUCGUAAGAACAUUAACUCCUCUUCACGAUAGCGUCUUUACUUACAUCUAACCCUAGCCGCCAUUCAUUUCAUCCACAAUCUUCUUCUGCUUUUAAUCCCAACGAUAAGUUUAGAAGAGAUUGUCCGCCACGAUCGUUUCCAUCAGCUUCUACCAUGAAUCCCAGCGAGAUAUCUAUGAAGCGAGAGCCUGUUGGAUUGGGCAUGUGGUCAACAACAACAACACCACCAAACCCAACUACGAGACCUCGACCAGCAACCAUACAUGAGACUGGGUUCUCAUAUGGUAUGUCAGGGCAAAACAACUAUUCUUUACCAGCAUGGGAUUCUUCGACGAUGCCAAUGCAACCCAUGCAUGACGGAUUGUCGCAAAACUAUGCAGUUCAGCACGAUUACUAUUCACCAUCAUCAGGAGGGGAACGUGAAUCACACCAGAACCAUGCUAUUUCCGUUAGCGGUAAAGCUUUUUCUGACUUUGAUUUUACAGAUCAUUGGAGCACGAAAUCUUGUGAUGAUGUUGUGGAAAUGCAAGGUCUCGAUACAGAUAUGCACAUGGGCCAGGCUUAUACCACGGACGAGGCUGUACCAAUUUUGGAUUUGAGAUGUGGACCUGGAAUGGGUUCCGAUCCAUCUAAUAUCGAUCAGCCAUGGAGUUCGAGAAGGAUGUCUGGUUCAUCAUUCACGUUAUCAACCACAGGAGCUCUUUCUGAGAUGCCAUCAUAUGAGGACUUUUCUACUACAUUAUCAGAAGCACCUUCUUUUACUUCAGACUAUCCACCUACGUCAAACCGGAAUUCAUUAAUGUCAUCAACACAAUUAUCGCCCGUAGCAUCUCCUAGAAUGACGCCACAAAAUAGAUCAGAAUUGGUACGAACUCAAAGCAGAGGCAGAGCAACACCUUCGCCUCGGCCAAGUAUGCGCUCAGCACCUUAUAAUAUGGAUAGCAAUAGAAACAAGAGAUGGUCUACAGGAUCAUACGCACCUACACCAAGUCGACGCCCUUCUCCAUUUGUCUACCAUCAAAGUCAUGAAUCGUUUCAACCACCUCAUCCACCUCACAUGUCACCUCACAUGUCAUCCCGACAUUCUUCACCCACGAUAAAUAAUCCUCAUUUGCCUCUCAAUAUGGUCAAUUUACAGACGCAACAGCAUCCAUUCAUGAUGGCCAACAACCCAACUUAUCAAGGGAAUAGCAUGCUUCUACCUUCUCAUACAUAUCAUGAGCCGCAUCAAUUUGAUACGCCCCCACCCUUACUCUCUCACGGUCUUUUCCGCAUGCUUCAGAGUAACGCAGAUCCACAUUCUUUACAUACUCAUUAUUCGGAUUUGAGUGACCCUCCUGAUCUUUACGCAUCUUUACAUGAAGAACAAUUGGCACCUCCACCUGAAGAUAUGAAUCCAUCGGAUCCUGAUCUUAUUCCUCACGAGCAAGAGCUAAGAUUUGACGGAGAUUUGUAUACCCCAAGAUGGGUACGAGGCCAUGGAAACAAGAGAGAAGGGUGGUGUGGUAUUUGCAAACCGGGGCGAUGGCUAGUACUGAAAAAUAGCGCAUUUUGGGUACGUUUCCCUCAUGUUUUUCGGGGCAAGAGUUUGCUUCCCAAAAACACACUUGCUAAUAUGUUAUGACCCACAGUAUGAUAAAAGUUUCACCCAUGGCAUUUCAGCCGCAACUGGACAGCCUUUUCAAGAGCCGCAAGAAACGCGACGCAUGGACGGAAAUCCAGAUGUAUGGGAGGGUCUGUGUGGAAGCUGUCAUGAAUGGGUUGCUUUAGUUAGUAGCAAGAAAAAGGGAACCACAUGGUUUCGACAUGCUUACAAAGUACGUUUCAUCUUUUUCCAUUUAAAGUCUGAGCACAUUUCAAAUCAUGUUCGACCUUGACAUUUAGUUCAAUUGAACUUGAGACUAAUAUGAAGAAUCAAUAGUGUCAUACUCAUCCAAAGAUCAAGGAUGCACCAAAACGCCGACGCGAAUCUAGCCAUUCUCGUGCAUUGGGCGCGUCAAAUAUGGCAAAGUCAAAAGGUCAUGAUUCAAUUACCUCGAAUCCGCAUCAAUCUUCACCAAUGACGCCUAGUGUUACUUCCACGCCUUUGUAUCAGAGAAAAUCUCCUUUAGGUAGUCCGGCAAAUGGUUUAAGUAGUAUGAUAUGAUUAUGAUUUUAGGACGGUGUCCUUUCCUCCUAUCAUUGUCACGCUUCUAUUUUUUCUUAUCUGCGAGUUUAUGUUUAUAUGAUUUAAUUUGAUUUGAUUUGAUGUAUGUUACGAAAGACUUUUAUGUUAUAUUUUUCUUUCAUUCAAGAAGACAGAAUAUCUUUUUUAUUUGAUUGCCUAUUUUUUUCCUUUAUCUGCAAGAACGAGAGAUACGAAAACUCCACGAAGCACAAGAUGAGAUUUUUCAUGUUUGUUUGUACACGGAGUAUAGUGGUGAGACGCGGAGCUGGAUGCCGUUCUCCACAUUUAAGUUGAAACAUUCCACUUUCAUUUAUGGUUUUUGGGCGUGGGCGUCGGUGAUCUGUUAGUGCGAUGGUAUGCUAGCGUGAUGAUGAUAUGGGAAAGUUGACAGAUGCAGGAUAAACAUACUAUGGAAAGGAAAGGAAAGGGAAUACUUUGAAACUCGAAACAGAUUUUCUUUUAUACCUAUCGACAGCACAUGUUGUUAUAAAGUAGAAGACGAGUAUCUAUCUGCAGGCAGGCGUGUGUUAUGAUUUUAUGAGAAAGGUUAUCGAUCUGAAGAAGAUGAGAAGAUGCAGGAACAGAUUCAGAUGACAUAUUCAGAUGGGGUGGACAAUGAAGGAAGGCAAAGGCAAAGGCGCAAAAAGAAGAGGUGAAAGUUAUUGGU